This is a messenger RNA of Canis lupus familiaris (dog), 3353 nucleotides long. It is a transcript of the gene RASL10B, whose product is annotated as RAS like family 10 member B. The record is from RefSeq and is a predicted model, not a curated record. NCBI's taxonomy places the organism in Eukaryota, Metazoa, Chordata, Mammalia, Carnivora, Canidae. Gene Ontology annotation, molecular function: GTPase activity; GTP binding. The transcript has 4 exons. The coding region runs from base 204 to 815 and encodes 203 amino acids.
GAGCGCGGCCCCGCAGGCCGGCCGGCCCGGGCCGGGGGCAGCUAGGACGGCCCCGGUCCAGGUGGAGGCCGCAGAGGGCCCAGGGCAAGCAGGGGCAGCAAUGGUGGGUCCUGACGGUGGCUGAGCCCCCAGCCCCUGGAAUAUGCAGCCCAGGGGAGCCCCAGGCAGCGGCGAGGACGCGGUGGCGGAGCGGGGCGGGAGGCAUGGUCUCCACCUACCGGGUGGCCGUGCUGGGGGCUCGAGGCGUGGGCAAAAGUGCCAUCGUGCGCCAGUUCCUGUACAACGAGUUCAGCGAGGCCUGCGUGCCCACCACCGCCCGACGCCUCUACCUGCCUGCUGUCGUCAUGAACGGCCACGUGCACGACCUCCAGAUCCUCGACUUCCCGCCCAUCAGCACCUUCCCUGUCAACACGCUGCAGGAGUGGGCAGACGCCUGUUGCAGGGGACUCCGGAGCGUCCACGCCUAUAUCCUGGUCUACGACAUCUGCUGCUUUGACAGCUUUGAGUACGUCAAGACCAUCCGCCAACAGAUCCUAGAGACGAGGGUGAUCGGCACCUCGGAGACGCCCAUCAUCAUCGUGGGCAACAAGCGGGACCUGCAGCGCGGCCGCGUGAUCCCGCGCUGGAACGUGUCGCACCUGGUGCGCAAGACCUGGAAGUGCGGCUACGUGGAGUGCUCGGCCAAGUACAACUGGCACAUCCUGCUGCUCUUCAGCGAGCUGCUCAAGAGCGUCGGCUGCGCCCGCUGCAAGCACGUGCACGCCGCCCUGCGCUUCCAGGGCGCGCUGCGCCGCAACCGCUGCGCCAUCAUGUGACGGCCGGGCAGGGGGGCUCCCCGGGACCGCGGGCUGGCGCGGCGGGGCGGGGCGGGGGGACGCGCCUGGACGGGGAGGGGCGGAGGAGCGGGAGCCUCGGACCACCCCACCCCUCCCCGCGGGGUCUUCCCGGCCGCCCUUCCCUUGGGCUGCAGCUAGCGCAGGGCCCCGAAGGGCGAAGGGCGCCGCGGCCUAUAGGGACGGUGGGGGGAGGGGGGAGCGCGGGGCGGGGAGGUGCUGCCUUGGUCGCCCCCCCCCCGCCCGUCUUCUCCAGAGAGUGUGUCUGUCGUUGCCCUGCGUCUGUCCCCGUGUCUGUCUGCCCGAGCGUCUGUUGGUCCUCAGCUGUCGGUCUCCUCCGCCCCCCGCCCCCAGCUCCGUCCACAGGGCUCUCAUUUCGUUCAUCCCCUCAUCGCAGAUCCUGGCAGCUUCUCUGUGAGGCCAGCCUUUGGACCGUCAACACCACCGGCACAGGGCAGAGAGAUGUGGGUGGCCCCAGGACCAUCAUCAGGGUCCUAGGGUUGAGGUCCCAGGUCAGUCAGGAGAAGGCUGAGCUCUCGCCCUUCCAGGGAGAUCUCCCCGCCCAGCAGCCCCCAGAGACACAACAACCUACCUUCCAGCCUUAACUCGAUGGUCCGUCCCUGCCGGGUGCCCCUCAUCCCCUUCCUCACCCCACAGCCAGAUCACCCCUGGGUUAAAACUUUUUUUUUCUUCUUGACACAAUGUGGAGAGGGAAUCCCCCAAAGGAUGAAUUUAUUUCCACGAUGUCAGGUUCCAGCCCUCUAUUCCCUCCUGCGUUGGGUGGUCUGCAAGAUUAGGGGAUGUUGGGUUUGGGGGGCUGGUGGUGGGCAAGAUGGUGCCCUGGGGUGGGAGGUGGUUAGGUUGUGCUACCGAACGCUCUUAUCUCCCCAUCCCACUCCAAUCUGACUUCCCCAGACCCUGCCUGCCUUGAAUCUCAGAUUUCUCUGAUAAAUCUGAGGAGGAACAGAGCCAGGUAAAGAAUUAUGGGGACCUUUGUGCUUGGGGGAGAUAUGCCCACAUCCCCACUCCUAGAUAGAGGCCCUCAGGAUCUGAUGCCCUCUUGUCCCAACACCAGUUGGCCCUAUCCCUGACUCACUCCACCCCAUUUUCUCUGGCUGUCUGGCCGGUUUCUACCUCUCGUCACCGGAGCUGAUCACUGUCAGUUUUGUACAGAUUUAGAAAUAACAAAAUCCAUGAAGAUACUAGGAGUGGCCUGAGGGAUUACUGGGGUACUUGGAGGGUGUGAGCAAUGGUGCGGUCCCGUGCCCCCACCCCCCACCCGGGCUGAGCUCUCCUUGAGGCUGAGUCCUGAGCCCUGGUGUGGUGGGAGGAUAGGAAGGUCCCUUGUUAGAAGAGGGGCAGACAACCAACCAACCCAGCCUUGAUGUAGCCAAGCUGCAGUGUGUAGACCAGAAAAUCAGGUAGCCCAGAGUGGUGAUGGAGCAGAGUCUGGGGAAGGGGGCCAUCGGUAGGGAAUUUAUCCAGAUCCAGUGUGAGAGGGAAUCUGAUUCUCCCUUCCACUUCCCCACCUGAUUCUCCCUCCACCCGUGGGGUGUAGCGCAGCCCUGCAGUGACUGCCCUGAGCUUGGGCAGUCCAGUAUUCCUGGGUUCUAGUCCCUGCUGUGCUGCAUGACUUUGGGCAAGUGACUCGCCCUCUCUGAGUCUCCCUCUGAAACAGAGGAGGUGGCUCCCCUUCCCCACACCUUGGAGUGGGUGGGAGGGUAAGGAAGAGGGCCUGCCUCCUUUUAUCCCCUGCAUCCCAGCCCCCCUGGUUCACCAGGGGGAUGGAUGGGGUGAGGGAUGGCAGCAUCUCACCUGCCCCCAUCACUGUCACCCCCAGCUGAGGCACCUGAGGUGGGCAUGGGGGACCCAGGCCUCCGGCUGCCCCUUGUGGGAGCCAUUGGAAUGUAUCGCCUGGCCGGCCCCCCUCGCCCCCUGCACUGCACUCCCAAGUAUUUGAGUUUGAUUCCUUCCACACCCAUUCUGAGUCUCUGUCCUCCCCACCGCCCCCACCCCCCACCCCACCCAGGGUUUCCCACCACAGGGGUCUGGAAGUGUGUAUGAUGCCCAUUGCGCUGUGAUCGGAAGUCAGAUUAAAAAUCAGGGAGUGUUUUCCCUUGUUUCUGUACAAGGCAUUGGUUGGCUCCUUUCCUGCCCGGGAAGGGAAAGGGCUCCCUACAGGGCCCGCCGGCCUGCUGAGCUCUGCUGCCGAUGGACCGGAGGACCGGCAGGGUGAUGAGGUUGCUCUGAGUCCCAGAGCCUGGGGCAGCCAGGAGGCUAAGAGGAGUUUGGGACUCACCUCUCCACCUGGCCCCUCCCCCUCCAGCCCUCCCACACUGAUCAAAACCAUCCUGAGGGGAAGUGAAAGGCCUCCCCUGCCACUCUGGGGAAAAACUUACGUAACUGGUCUCAAACCCCCCUCCCCCCGCUGCUGCGGAUGUGUCUUUGUUCCCACUUGUGGCUGAGCCUCUGCGGGCCCCUUCGUGGCUGUAGAUGUGAUAAGAACACUCUCCGCCAUCC